Effrenium voratum is the source of this 5538-nucleotide messenger RNA. NCBI's taxonomy places the organism in Eukaryota, Dinophyceae, Suessiales, Symbiodiniaceae. The record is from the annotation of a GenBank genome assembly.
CACACAUUUUGUAGAAACUCCGACGAGCGUAGCCAUGGCAAGUUCCGACGUUUCGAAGGCUGCGGCGUUGGGGCUAUCGGCGGCCGCGGGGGCCGCAUUGGCGCUGGCAAUCCAGAAGAAGGUUUCGACCGCAAGAGUCGAGCAGCCAGAGAAGUUUGUGCUGGACCCCCGCGUCGCCGCAGCCUUGGAGGCCGCGAGGCGCGAGUGUGGGGAGGGCAAGUGGGGCCCAGAUGACGGCGCCACGGCCACCGCCUGGGUGGCAUACCAGAUGUCGGACAACGCGUUCAUUUUCCCGAUCACGCCCUCCACGCUCUUGUCGGAGAUGUGCGACACCUGGUCUGCAGGCGGCGUCCAGAAUGCCUUCGAGCAAGUGACUAAGAUCACACAGCUGCAGUCUGAAGCCGGGGCUGCAGGCAGCAUGCAUGGAGCGCUCUCGGUGGGCGGCCUGGCCACGACCUUCACCGCAUCCCAAGGACUUUUGCUGAUGGUUCCCAACAUGUACAAGAUCGCCGGGGAGCUCAUCCCCUGCGUGAUGCACGUGGCGGCCCGCGCGGUGGCGGGGCAGGCGCUCAGCAUCUUCGGGGACCAGAACGACAUUCAGGCCGUGAGGUCCACAGGUUUCGCCAUCCUCUUCGGCAGCAGCGUGCAGCAGUCCCUGGACUUUGCGCUGGCCUCGCACAUCGCCACGCUGCGGAGCCGGGUGCCCUUUGUGCACGCCUUCGAUGGCUUCCGCACCAGCCACGAGAUCCAGAAGGUCCAGGCCCUGCCCAAGGAGAUCUUUGGGAAGGUGGCGGAGCUCCUGGCGCCGGAGAUUGACGCACACCGGGCCAGGGGUCUGAACCCGAACCACCCCCACGCGCGGGGCACCGCGCAGUGUGAUGACAUCUACUUCCAGGCGGUGGAGGCGGCCAACAAGUACUACCUGAACGUGCCCCACUUCGUGGAGGAGGCCUUCGCCUGGCUCGAGAAGCUGUGCGGCCGCAAGUACGAGCUCUUCGAGUACGUGGGCAGCAAGAAUGCCAAGUACGUGCUGGUGGUGAUGGGCUCCGGAGCCGGAGUGGUGGAGGAGUACUUGCAGAAGAUGGGGCCCAAGGCAAAGGACUGCGGCUGCCUCAACGUGCACCUCUACAGGCCCUGGAGCGAGAAGCACUUCCUGGCGGCCCUGCCGUAUCUGGGGUCCAUGCGGGCCGUGGCGGUGUGCAACAAGAUGAAGGACCCGGCGGCUCAUGGAGAGCCCCUCUUCCUGGACGUGUGCACUUCCCUGCAAAGGGCCGGGUGCACCGCCAACGUCAUCAACGGCCGCUACGGCCUGUCCAGCAAGGACUUCACCCCGGGCAUGGUGCACGCCAUCUACGAGAACCUGCGCUCCAGGAAGCCCCAGCAUCCCUUUACUGUGGGCCUGGAGGAUGACAUCACCCACUACUCGCUGCCCUACGGGCGCCUGGAAACGGUGCCGGAGACCACCAAGCAGUGCAUCUUCUGGGGUUUCGGCAGCGAUGGCACCGUGGGCGCCAACAAGAACACCAUCAAGAUCAUCGCACAGAACACGCCGCUCUAUGCACAGGGCUACUUCAAGUAUGAUGCGCUGAAGUCAGGCGGCGUGACCAUCAGCCAUCUGCGCUUCGGGCCUGAGCCCAUCAAGGGCAGCUACUUGAUCGACGCGGGGUGCAACUACCUGGCCAUCCACAAGAAGGAGUACAUCUUCAGCUUCUUCGCGGAUAUCCUGCUGGACCCCCUGGCGGACGGAGGUACCUUGGUGCUCAAUUGCCCAUGGACCGACGCUGAGCUCGAGGAGGUGUUGCCACCGCCCUUCCGCAAGAUCAUCGGCGAGAAGAAGCUAAAGGUGAGCGCCAUCGACGCCUCAGCGGUGGCGAAGCGCACAGGCAUGGGGAAGUUGAUCAACAACAUCAUGACCGCGGUCUUCUUCGAGCUCAGUGGGGUGCUGCCGACUGAGCAGGCCUUGUCCUUGCUCAAGGACGCUGUGAAGAAGACCUACAAGAACAAGGGCGACGCCAUCGUCAACCAGAACAUCAACGCGGUGGAGGCGGCCAUCGCGGCGCUGCGCACGGUGAAGUACGACGCCAAGAGCUGGGCCGCGGUGAGUUGCGAUCGGGAGUCCUUCUACGCCAAGGAGCGGUGCGAGGCUCCCCCGGAGUAUGUGACCCACGUCCUGGACAAGGUGCAGACGAUGCGCGGGCACGAGCUCAAGGUCUCGGACAUGGAGGCGGACGGCUGCGUGCCCCUGAGCCAGACCAAGUUCGCCAAGCGCGGGGUGGCGGAAACCAUCCCCAUCGUGGACAUGGACAAGUGCAUCCAGUGCAACGUCUGCAGCGCCAUUUGCCCCCACGCGGUGAUCCGGCCUUUCCUGCUGUCGCACGCCGAGUUGAUGCAGGCGCCGGACUCCUUCGAUGCACGCAAGGCGACAGGCGGCAACACCUACGCGGGCCUGCACUUCCGCAUCCAGGCCUCCCCCAACGACUGCACAGGCUGCGAGGUCUGCACCAACGCGUGCCCGGUGGGCGCCUUGUCCAUGCUGCCGCGGGUGGAGAGCCUGAAGCAGGGCCACGGAUCCAACUGGGACUACGCCCUGAGCGUGCCGAACCGCGGCCAGCGCUUUGACGCGAACACGCUCAAGGGCUCGCAGUUCCAGGAGCCGCUGCUGGAGUUCUCCGGGGCCUGCGAGGGCUGCGGGGAGACGCCCUACGCCAAGCUGGUCACGCAGAUGUUCGGGCGCCGGCUGAUUGUGGCCAACGCCACAGGCUGCAGCAGCAUCUGGGGCGGCACCGCCGGCUGGGUGCCCUACGCCACCGACAAGGCCACGGGGAAGGGCACGGCCUGGGGCAACUCCCUCUUCGAGGACAACGCGGAGUACGGCCUCGGCCAGGUGAUGAGCGUGAAGCAGCGCCGGCGCCUGCUGCGUGACCGUGUGGAGGCAGCGCUGGCGCGGGCAGGGAAGCUCAUGAGCGUGGCACUGAGGAGCCUCCUGGAGCAGUGGCUCGAGUUCGGCGAGGACGGGGUCAUCUCCGAGCGCAUCUCCGACGAGCUGCAGCCCUUGCUGGAGGCCGAGAAGGACAAGGCCAAGGAGAUUGCGGAGAUGGUCCGGCUCAAGGACUUGUUCACCAAGCCCUCCAUGUGGAUGUUCGGCGGGGACGGCUGGGCCAACGACAUCGGGUACGGGGGCAUCGACCACGCCAUCGCCUCCGGGAACAACGUGAAGAUCGUGGUCUUGGACACCGAGGUCUACAGCAACACCGGGGGGCAGAGCUCCAAGGCCACGCCCAUGGGCGCCGUGGCCAAGUUCGCCCAGGCGGGCAGGGACCAGCGCAAGAAGGACCUCGGGGCAAUGGCCAUGGCGUACCAGCACGUCUACGUGGCCUCGUGCGCCAUCGGGGCCAACUACAAGCAGACGGUGGAGGCCUUCGCCGAGGCGGAGAAGUACGAUGGGCCAGCGCUGCUGAUGUGCUACUCCCCGUGCAUCGAGCACCGCUUCUUCAAGACAGGCCUAUCUGCCAUGUCUCUGGAUCAGAAGGAUGCUGUUGAGUGCGGGUACUGGCCCCUCUACCGCUUCAACCCCGCACUGGCCAAGCAGGGCGCCAACCCCUUCCUCCUGGACUCCAAGAAGGUCACGGGCGACGUCAUGAAGUUCCUGAACCGCCAGAACCGCUACGCCCAGCUGGUGCGCAGCUCCCCGGCGGUGGCCGAGAAGCUCCAGGGCGAGCUGCAGGUCUACCUCAAGGACCGCCACGCCUCCCUGCGUGAGAAGGCGUCGCAGCUGUCGAAGGACGCCGCGUCCCUCAAGGAGGGCCUGGAGAAGGCGGGCUCGGCGGAGCAGGUGCUCAUCGCCUUCGGCUCCGACACCGGCGUCACCGAGCAGGUGGCCAAGAAGUUUGCAGGCCUCUGCGAGGACCGGGGGGUGGUGGUGCGCCGCGUCUGCGACCUCGACGAGCUCAGCGACAUGGAAGAGCUCAAGGCGGCGACCGCUGGCGCGGUGUGCGUCGUGAUGUGCGCCACCUGCGGGCACGGGGACUUCCCUCAGAACAGCGGGCUCUUUUGGAGCAGUCUGUCCUCGCCCAGCUUGGCCAACAAGGAGCUCAGUGAAAUGCGGUUCUGCACCUUCGGCAUGGGCGACCGCAGCUACCACGACUCCUUCUGCGAGGCCGCGAAGAAGAUCGAGGCGCGCAUGCUGGAGCUCGGAGCCCAGAAGCUGCUGGAGAUGGGCAUCGGGGAUGACCGGGACGAGGACAAGUGGGAGACCGGCUUUAGCGCAUGGCUCCCGAAUUUCUGGACGACCAUCCGCGCGGCUGCUCCCUUGGACGACGGCAGGCCGAAGGCGCCCCUCUUCGAGGUGAAGUACCACGAGCAGGCGGCCGCGGAGACCCCGGCCAUCGUGCCGCCGGGCUCGCAGCUGCUGACCAUCACCGAGAACAAGCGCAUGACCCCCGGGGGCUACGAGCGCGACAUCCGGCACCUGGCGCUGGGCCUGGACGGCCUCGACUUCCCCUUCGACCUGGGCGAUGCCGUCGCUAUCUACCCGGAGAACCUGCCUCAGGACGUGGACGCGGCCCUGAAAUUCUUGGACUUGGACGGAGACCGCGUGAUCACCGUGAAGUGCGUCUCGGACAACGUCUCCGAGCGCCACCGCCGCGCCUUUGAUCGCCGCGUGACGGUGCGCCAAGUGCUCACGAACAUGCUGGACCUUUUCGGCCGGCCCGCGCGGUCCUUCUGCAUGGAGCUGGCGCGCUUCGCCAGCAACGCGGAGGGCCAGGCCCUUCGGGAGCUCAGCCACGCCGUGGACCCGGACGCCUUCCCGGCCAAGAAGGACGAGUGGGCGGCGCUCACGGAGCAAUGCCCCAGCUACUUCGACCUCAUGAAGAAGUUCCCCAGCGCCAAGAUGCCCUUGGAGCAGCUGCUGUCCACGCUGCCGUUGCUCAAGCCCCGUAUCUAUUCCAUCGCCUCAGAUGCACGAUACAGCCCAAAGGCUGUGGAGUUCACCAUCGUCAUCAACCAGUGGAAGGCCAAGGCAGGCGGCGAGGUGAAGACAGGCACCUGCACCAAGUUCAUCCAGCACGCGGCAGUGGGAAAGCAGGUGGCCUGCGCCGUGGUGUGCGGCACCUUCCAAUUCCCCGAGAAGGACACAACGCCCAUGGUCAUGGUGGGCCUGGGCACUGGCAUUGCACCCAUCCGCUCCUUUAUGCAGGACAAGCUGUACAAGAAGCAGCAGGGCAUCGCCACUGGUCCUAUGGUAGUCUUCUACGGCUGCCGACAUGAGGAGGAGGAGCUUUUGUACAAGGACGAGUGGAAGAUGUACGAGAAAGAGGGCGUGCUUACCAAACUGGUCGGAGCCUUCCAGUUUGACAAGCCGCACUACCCACCGAAGCAGAUUUUUGUGUCGGACAAGAUGGCCGAGCAACCCGAGCUCAUCAGCGACAAUUUGCUGGAGAAGGGCGGGUACUUCUUCAUGUGCGGGCCCGCAGUGGCCACGCCCAGCGUUCAGAAGGCGCUCAAGGCAGCCCUGGUGCAGAGAGGUGGACAGGGCGC